Miscanthus lutarioriparius is the source of this 327-nucleotide messenger RNA. The record is from the annotation of a GenBank genome assembly. NCBI's taxonomy places the organism in Eukaryota, Viridiplantae, Streptophyta, Magnoliopsida, Poales, Poaceae.
AUGGAGACCGAGAUGCAGGCGGCGCUGAUGAAGGCCGCAAUGUUCGUGCUGGUGCAGGCGCUGGUGUACCUCAUCCUGUCGCAGUCCUCCGCCGUGUUCUCGCGCACCAAGAGCCUCGGCCUCCGCCCCGCGCGGUCGCUCAGUCUCAGCGCGCGCCGCAUGCUCGAGCUGCUCUCCGACCUGCCGAUCGCCGGGGAGCCCUCGCCCGUCGCCGCCAUCGGCCGGACGCGGUCCGCCUCGUCGCCCAGGCUCCCCGCCGACCGGAAGCAGGAGGACAGAGGCCGGUCUGUGGCGCGGGCUUCACCUAGACCGGGAGGGACCCUCUGA